Messenger RNA from Mya arenaria, 567 nucleotides. RefSeq lists its product as uncharacterized. NCBI's taxonomy places the organism in Eukaryota, Metazoa, Mollusca, Bivalvia, Myida, Myidae. The record is from RefSeq and is a predicted model, not a curated record. The transcript is spliced from 7 exons. The coding region runs from base 1 to 567 and encodes 188 amino acids.
AUGAGACUAGCUGCGAAGGGAAGUGAAAACAAGGAAUUUAAAAUGACAACGCCGAUGCCUGUAUGUGACAUCAAAACACAUAAGAAGCACUAUGACAAGGACGACGGAAGCAUCAAGUCUUGUCCUAGGAUUCCAAUAGGUGGUGGACCUAAUGCUGGGACCAUUGGUCUAUUGACAGAUGCUGUAAUAUCUGUAGUUGGGAAAAAAGCCUGCGGCCUAAUUGGAAUCUCCGUCCAGGCCGGAAUGCCAAUGGACUCGGGAUUUCUACAGCUGCCCUCCAACAAUGUGUCCACAGGCAUUUCCACAACUAAUGGGAGUGAUCUUAACAGUGCAUCAACAUGGGGAAUAAGUGCCAGUUCCAAUGCAAGUCUUAGUGCCAGUGAAGACUUGGUUACAAAUUACAGCCCAGUUCAGAUGGUGACAGACCUUAAUGUGACCAGUGAGACAUACAACAUCAGUGACUCAGUGAUCUGCACCUGUUCCUGCCAUACUGUGAUGCAAGGUUUGCAGGAAGAGAAGCUACGGCUCCAGAUCAGGGUGCUCAAAAAACAGCUUGGCGAAGAAUGA